Molecule: messenger RNA, 1641 nt
Organism: Cylicocyclus nassatus
Lineage: Eukaryota; Metazoa; Nematoda; Chromadorea; Rhabditida; Strongylidae
Source: the annotation of a GenBank genome assembly
AGUGUAUGUGUCCCAUCUCAAAAAGCGAUAAGCAUUUUGCUACAUGUGAUAUGAGCAAGGGAGCCACUCGUCGAAAUGUCAUGCGUAUUUUCACUUUAGUAGAAGGUCUCAUUGGACGAGGGACUCCCACCAAUGCAGCUGGGGAUUAUGACAGGGAUUCGAGGACAAUGAUGUCUUUUCAAAAGCAUCAGUUCACUAUACUCGUUAGCGCUUCACAGAUUGUAUUUUUGAUCCUUUUUGGCUUGUUUGGAAGAUAUGAUGCUAAUAUGAUGCCGGGUGGUUCGGAUAAUGAUGUUUACACAGCGCGGUUGUAUCCGAUGUUUCAAGAUACUCAUGUCAUGAUAUUCAUCGGUUUUGGCUUCCUUAUGACUUUUCUCAAGCGUUACGGCUUUUCGGCUCUAUCAAUAAAUUUGUUAUUGGCAGUCUUCACUAUCGAAUGGGGAAUGAUAGUGCAAGGAUUUCUGAGUCAUGAGUUCGCCGAGGCGGGAGAGUUUACGAUCGGUUUAGAAGAGCUUCUCACUGCCGAUUUCGCAGCCGCAAUCAUUCUAAUCACAAUGGGAGCCAUGCUUGGCAAACUUUCUCCAACUCAAUAUAUCGUUAUGGCAUUUAUCGAAACUGCCGUUGCUUUGUUUAUUGAGCAUCACGUUAUCCACUCUUUCCAUGUAAAUGAUGUUGGCGAUUCUAUGGUUGUUCAUGCAUUUGGUGCUUACUUUGGCUUGGCUUGCUCAAAAGCGUUCGGGACAAAGAGCCAGAGAGAACACGAAAACGAAGGAUCAAUCUAUCAUUCGGACAUCUACGCUGAAAUUGGAGCAAUCUUCCUUUGGGUAUUUUGGCCCUCAUUCAACGCUGCAGCUGCUUCCCCAGCUGAUGCCCGUCAAAGAGCUAUUGUCAAUACACUCCUCUCGCUUUGUGCAUGUACCGUCACCACAUUUAUUCUAUCCCAAGCUGUUGAUAAACAUAAGAAAUUUGACAUGGUGCACAUUGCGAACUCAACGCUGGCUGGUGGUGUCGCUAUCGGCUCAAUUGCAAAUGUGGUGCUCGAUCCCUUGCAUGCUAUGUUGAUGGGUGUAGCAGCUGGAGCUCUGUCUGUUGUUGGAUACAAAUAUAUUACACCGAUGCUUAGCAGCAAAUUCGGCUGUCAUGAUACUUGCGGCGUAAACAAUUUACAUGGUAUGCCGGGAGUUCUUGCUGGACUCAUGUCAGCCGUCUUUGUGGUGGCGUACGACCCAGCACGAUAUGGAAAGAGUUUAAAUGAGAUCUAUCCUGCAAUGAAGAGUGAGACAAAUUUUAAUGGCACCACCGCUUGGGGACAAGCACUAUACCAGCUGAUUGGACUAGGUUUAGUCUUGAUUGGAUCCCUAGUUUCAGGGAUGCUGACCGGUUUUAUUCUGAAAACAAAGGCGUUUAAUCAAGUGCGAGACGAAGCGUUGUAUGCCGAUGAUGAUUACUUUGAAACGCCUGCUGACUACGACUUCAUCACCAGAAAUGUUUCACGCAUCGAUCGCGUUGAAAUCAACGAGCCCUCGCAGCUCACGCAAAAGGAAGUCUAAUCCACUGCCAAUGGUGGACUUCUUCGUUGUAGUUUGUACAUAUUUCCGCUAGAGAGGUUUUUGUUACACAUCUAUAAAACAUUUCUUUGCA